Messenger RNA from Macadamia integrifolia, 1103 nucleotides. RefSeq lists its product as uncharacterized. The coding region runs from base 175 to 765 and encodes 196 amino acids. The record is from RefSeq and is a predicted model, not a curated record. The transcript is spliced from 2 exons. Lineage: Eukaryota; Viridiplantae; Streptophyta; Magnoliopsida; Proteales; Proteaceae.
UUCUAUAUUAAUAUCGCGCGCUUUAUUUUUGGUAAGUUCUUUCGUUGUGCUACUCUGAAUGGAAGCUCUUAAACUCGUAGUCUUGGAGUAGGAGUAUUGAAUCUUCGUUCUCGCUCUUGCACGCGAUUUUAUCAGAAACCCUAAUUUUGAUAUUGUUCCUGCAACCUCAUCGUAAUGUCGGUCAAACGAUCGCGUAUUGCAAGGUCUUCAAGCCAGGGAGAGAUCGGUUUGUUCAGUCAUGUGAGACCGAUUGAUUCUCCUAAACCUUUUUGGGGAAAGACCGCAACUCCGGUGGCCGUUGGAAGACCGACUCAGAAGUUAUCGAAUCUGAAACCAGAGCAACCUUGUCGAAGGAUUUUUACAAUUUCAUCGCCGGUUCGGGAAUCGAAAGUGGAGAACCCUGAGUUGAACUCAAUCCAUUCUAAACUCGGCGGGUUUCUUGAGGCUUGCUACCUCUGCAAGAAGAAGAUCGGCGAAAGAGAGGAAGUUUUCAUGUACAGUUACCUUCGUGCAUUUUGUAGCUGCAAUUGUCGAGAUCAACAAAUUGAGUUAGACAGAGCAAUAGAGAAACCUGUUGUAGAUUCAACAGAAACGGCAAUUUUAAGACAUUGGAUGGAGAAGCUGAAGGGUCGUUUUGGUGCUCCAAAGCCUCAAAUUGUAGAUGAUAUGGCUUCUAAGUUGCAUAUUCAACAGAAAUUUUAUCUACUAGAUGGAGCAGUGUGCAGCUGUCGGCUUUUUAUGGAUAGGAACACUUUAAUUUUCUAACCCCUGACAUAGAAAUUGAAUUUGUACAUUCCACUAAUUGUUUAAGAUUGGAAGAAUGCAUGAGAUCAUCAGAGAUGCUCAAUGCAGACCAAGAUACAGAUUUGUGGGUUAGUGGAUGCAUUUUUAUAGUUUCUAGACUUGUUUCUAAGGUUUCUGCUGAUGACAAUGCUGGAGGUGGAUCAUUAGUUCAUGUUCUAGUGGUCUUGUCCUCUGCUGAUGGCAUUGCCGAAGGUAGAGGCUCAAGUCUCUUCUGUUAUUUUGUAGCCGUUUGGGUAUGCCCAGACGUAAUACCUGUACAUCCACUUCCUUUAUUUUUAAUAUAUUCUUUGUUACCUCUA